AAAUCACCUAAAGGCUGAAGAAAAAUGUGCCAAGCAUUUUUGGAAAUGCCUGAAAAUAAGUUUUUCCUGUGUUUCAAGAUUUACCAGUGUUAUAUAUUAACGUUAGCCGUCGCAAAGCACACCGGACACCGGAGUAAGGGAAAGGGUUUAUUGGGGAACACCCUACAGACCGGAGUGAAGGGGCGACGAAGGAAAAAGGGAGGGAGACUGUAAGAGAGAGAGACAGAGAGGAGAGGAGCUAGCAAGGAGAGAAGAUAGAGCAGAGAAGAGGAGAGAGGAGAGCAGAGCCAAGAGACCAGAGGAGGAGGCUGGAGAGAGGAACCGAGAGAGAGCAGGAGAGAAGGGGCCAAGAGAGCAGGAGAGAAGGGCCAAGAGCCCAGAGGAGGUGGCUAGAGAGAAGAACCGACAGAGAGCAGGAGAGAAGGGCCGAGAGAGCACGUGUGCAGGAACAGGCCCUUUUAAAACUUUGCCUGAGGGCAGGCAGGGAAGCAGGAGCAGCGAAUCCCAUUAGGGUGGGGGUGGAGCCUGGCUCAGGUAGCUGGGCCAUGCGGCCACCUGGCUACAACCGCGCCAGUUUCCUAACAACCAGCCCACGUGUAUGCUUGUUUGUCAUUGAGGCCUUGGCUCAGUACUCCCCACUCAGAGCCCUCGUGACCUCCCCGAUGGGUCACUCUUGCCUGGUACCCACUGCCCCAGCAUCCUGUUCACAGCGCUUGCCGUAACUACACUUUUGGCACACGUCGGUAUGGCUCUCCGAUGACUGUCUGCUGCCACAUUAGACUCUGAGCACUGGACAGUCAGGGAUCUGCUCUGCUUGUUCCGGGACACCCAGGGCCAACACAAUUCGUACCAGGUAAUAGGCGCCCCUAGGUCAUUGCCCAAAGACAGAGCCGACCCCACCGUGACUGCCGUCUGCUCUUCUGCCCUUGGCCUUGCUGUCUCCUCUGCCGUGCUGCUCCCGUGUCCUGCACAGACCCAGCCACAAACACUCCCCUCCCCAUGCUUCUGCUGUUCGUGUUUCUCCUGCUGCCUAGAAGUGACGGUGCUCAGCCUCUGGUGCACGGGGCCAGAGCCGAAACGCAGAUUCAGUGCAUGGUGAUGGCACUGACACAUGGCCUCCAGGCAAACAGUGCUGGCAGCGCAGGGCCAGAAGUGUCGUCUCCCGCAGCUCCUGACGGGCCAGAGUGCUGCUGCGGAGCGGGUGAACUUCUUCCCCGCCUCCCUCACUCAGCACAGGGCCCCCAAGCUCAGAGACGAGGGUCACCUGCUGCACGUGCGUAGCCAGCAGUUCUUGCACCUGACAGUUGUCCACAGCCACUUGGACUGUUACGAGCAUCACUUCCUGUGUCCACCCCAGACCUACUAAAUCAGGGUCAACUGGGGUGGGCCCAGGAAUCCGUGUCUCUGACUCCCUCCCCAGGUCUGCAUGCCGUCCUGCUGUCACUGUGGGUCCUUGGGUAGAGGGGACAAAGCGAACCCACUGCUGUUCCCAACACAAGGCAGAGGGAAAGGCCCCAACAGAGGUCUGCGCCCCUAGUUUUCAGCGAUGACACGGACGCACGGCAUGCCAGGAACCACAGCCACAGCGGAGGAACAGCGCAAGGUUCUGAAGAAGCCUGGAACCCCCGACUUGAGCCCAGGCUCCGCGGGAAGGCUGGAGGUGUGGCCCCCUGGAGGUCACUCUGGGAUGGAUCUCCUCCUGUUCUCAUUGUCAUCCUACUGCCGUGGACAGCUCUAUAGAACAGUUACCAUCUGACAGACACUAUUCUAGAACUUCACAUGUAUGAUUUCGCCUAAUAAACAGGAACAAUGAGAGGCAGAUACAGAGUAGAAUGCCCCACCCGCGUCCUGGAGAGCUGCAGAGGCAGCCCUGGACGCAACACUGGAUCAACUCUGGGCUCUCGGAGAUUGGAUCGGACCUCUGUGGGAAUGACUCAGCCCAGGGUUCCCAAAGCCUGGGAGAGAGGCUGGGGCCUGCUGGCUCCUUGGGCCUCACCUAUGAAUUCAGCCAUCCUCUAGACACCGUCAGAUGUUCCCACGUGACUCUUGGUCCUGUUGCCAAGUGCCAGAGUCUAGAAUUACAUCCACAGACCUGCACACCAGCCGUAAGCCAGGAGGUGCUACCCGUGGCAUGCCUAAACCCAGAGCCGAAAGAGGAGUAACUUACAAGCGGCCAAGGCCGCGUCCUCUGGAGCCCAGGGCUUGGUGGUGAGCCGAGAGGGCCGCCGGGUGUCCAGCCAGGCACCAUGGAGAGGAUCAGCGCCUUCUUCAGCUCCAUGUGGGACACCAUCUUGGUCAAACACCAGGAGGGCAUCUUCAACACCAUCUGCCUGGGCAUCCUGCUGGGGCUGCCGCUGCUGGUGCUCCUCACCCUCGUCUUCAUCUGCUGCCACUGCUGCUGGAGCCGGCCAGGCAAGGGCAGCCGGCCGCCAGAGCAGAGCCGGGGGAAGAAGAAGAGGAGGAAGAAGGACGAGGAAGACCUCUGGAUCUCAGCGCAGCCCAAGCUCCUGCAGAUGGAGAAGAGGCCGUCUCUGCCCGUCUAGGUAGGCAGGACGCCGGCCUGUCCUCCCUCUGGGGCUGAGCCGCCUUCCAGCCGCACAGAGACAGCCCAGAGGACACCCUCCUGUCCAGAGUUAACCGCUCCACCCAGGAACAGACCUCAGACUGCAUUCCCAGCUGGCACUCCCAGGGGCACACGCGGGCGAUUCUUGGGCACCGUCUUGGCAGCCGCGUGUCCCUAGCAAUGAACGCGCUUUUCCGCACUUCCAGGCACGUCUUCCGUCCGUCGCUGGCAUACCCCAGGCUCAACGCACAAGGAACAUUGAUCCACCCAUCCAGAUACGGCUCCCAGUCGGACACACACACACACACACGCCCAUCUAGGUGACAGGUACGAGGGAGAGUACGCUCUGUUCACCAAAUGGCCAUGGCACGUGCCCUUUGGGCAAGGCAGGACAUUACCCACACUUGCAAAAAAAAAUAUGUCACAGGAGGGCCGGGCCAGAUCGAGGCACGUCCUCACAACUGCACAACCAGGCAAGGGCCUCGUGCACUGUGUACUCCAUACACCACUCAGGUUAGAGGCGCUUGCUUUCCUGGUCCUGUGCCUGCGUGGCCUUUGACUGGAAGGACUCUGGGACAUUGCAACCCCUGCGUGUACUGAUGCACACACGCCAAGCUCCUGUGCUCCGACCCUGCUCUACCGGCGUGGCAAAGGGUAAAGCAAGAUGGCUCAAAAUUCUCUGAAAGUUCUUUUCUUGCAGCUCACAACUAGGUCCUCAUUACCACUGAGAGGUAUUUAACGUGCUAGGAGCCCUCUGUCGAGAUGCUGCCCCCACAGCCAUGCAGCUGGGUGCCUUUUCUUAGCAUGAACACACAGAUCUUGGCGGUGACUACUGGCAAACCACAGAAGCCUCUCACACACUUGAGUGGCUGCGAUUGUGACCCUGUGCGGUGCAGGCGUCACGGUUGGAAAGGGGCAGGGGAUGCUGCACCUGAGCUGAGUAGCACCUGUGUGAGCAGAGGUUUUCAGCAGGAAGGGAACCAAGACAGUGACCAGUGGAGUCUCCCAGACGGCACUGGGAAUGAUUUGUGCUGGGUGUGCGCUGUGUUGCAGGAGGGAAGCAGAAGGAACAAGAGUUUAUACGAAGGCAGGAUGAAUUUGUAAAAAGGUUUAUUUAUUUAUUUUGACGCUCAGGCAAGUGCCUUGCACACAGUAGGUACUCAACUGCAGUUGCUGUUGAUGCAAUGAUGUUAAGGGUGUGCUCCUAAUACCUCACCACGUCCCCCAAGUGACCUUCUCCUCCCGGAACGCCCACUACCUGCUGCCGUGGACAGACCCGGCGUUAACAUGCCACAGGACAGGACCCACAGAAGUGAGGGGCAGCCGGCCUACGGGCCCUGAGGUACGCGAGGACUUGCAAACAGGGAGUCACAGAGAGCGUCCCCACCAGGCUGGGGCUGGGAGGUUAGCCCACCUGUACGACAAACCGGUUGGCAUCCUGACCACACCCCAAAGCUGGCCGGUUUCCCACUUGGAAGCAGGAUGUGCGUCCAAAGGUUCACUGUCAAUGUCCCGAGAGGUCUCUUGAACAGUUUCCCCACAGAAGAGGUUCUAAACGGUGGCAGGUCCUUUGUCGAGGAGCCUGGCCGAGCCACAGACCGAGUCCCCCAACGCUGUGCUAAUGGGGAGAUGUGCCAGGUCACUCCCGGGGCCCCCGGGACUCGCCUGCCCUCCAGGUGUUCUCCAGGCCCGUGGAGCAGGGGUGUCUGCUGGUGCCUCUUGCCCCAGGGCCUCGUAGCAUGGGACCCUGGGAGGCACAGAUCAAGCCGGCAUGUAUUUAAGAGCCAGUCAUGUUCUCCCUCCCCUCGGUGGCCCGAAUUCCAUGGGCACUCAGGCGCACCACCACGCAUAAAAACCCUUAGACCGCGGAAAGAAACACCCUGAUUGCUGUGUGGCACCCGGCUAACCCUUCCCUUCACAGGCUGACAAGUCACAUCCCCACUCCCUCUGCACUGCUGCCCUUCCUGUCCCCAGCUCUCUGCACCCCAACAGUGGACGGCUGGGGGAGACGUGGAGACUGACAGCCAAGACAGCCGUCCGAUAUGAUCUGGGGCCAUACGGGUGAUGGUUUCCAUGGCAACCAGCUGCCAGUUGGGAUUCUGGCAGCAGUCAGUCGUCCUUGCUGUGACAAGGCCUCUGUCUCCGGGCCAAGUGUCCCUGCUGCCCCCUAAUUGAAUGGACUUGCCCUAGCUCCAGGCAUGAAACACACGGACGCUCACUCCUCCUCACCUUGAGAGCCGGGUGGGGUUUGUCCCUUCCCUACCCCUCCCCACCCCCCUCAGCCUUCAUGCAUGCCCGGAAUGGCACCAGGCACCCGCGGGGCCCUCGUGGUUCUGGUGGGUGAGUGGACGCAGGAGAGGAGCCCGAGGUGACCCUUGGUGUCCUCUCUCCUUUCCACCCAGUUUACUCUCGGCGUCCUGUGCUUCCUCUUCUCCCGGCCCCGGGCCAGCUGCACCCCUGAUCCCUCUCCACUUCUCCUCCCACUUCCACUGGCCCCUGGUGGCACCCCGGAGACUGGAGCCAAAACAGGAGGAUUCAUAGAAGAGGCUUCCCGGGCCAGCACCGGAGGAGCUCACCCCGCCGGAUGUCUGGCAGCUUCAGCCUGCCUCUGCCGCCUGCGCCAGGUCUCCAACCGCCUCGCUCUGCGGAUCUGCUUUAGAGCUUUCUUGGGGGGAGGGGGAAGGGCGGAACUGAUAUCAAAGCAGAAUGAUGUUUGUCAGUAUUGUUUUCUGUACAAGUCACACACGAGAAGACUUAUUUAAAUAAAAGACCUUGGAAACUCAAA
Molecule: messenger RNA, 5348 nt
Organism: Oryctolagus cuniculus (rabbit)
Lineage: Eukaryota; Metazoa; Chordata; Mammalia; Lagomorpha; Leporidae
Source: RefSeq, a predicted model, not a curated record